UUUCUGCAAACCUUAGUACAGUAGUACUGACUGACUGAUAAGGAUAAUGUGACAAAAUUCAAUUAGGCCUAUUGCAUUUAGUUAGUCACUGUACAUGAUGGGAUUCUUACAAUAUGUCAUCAUCGCUUAUACUACCUGUUUUCACGUCGAUCAAGUAUUGUCUGUGUCAGCAACAGGUCAUGUCCUUCUUGAUUCUUUAAAUGAAUUUUACAUUUUCAAACCAGUGAAAGUUUCACAUAACACAAUGACCUCAAAUUUAUAUACUUUUUCUACACUUUUAUCAAAGGAUCAUGGAAUCCAUGAACCAGAGAUUGAAAUAUCAUUCAGAGCAAAUGGAACAAAUUAUAAUCUUAAAUUGAAAUUGAAUGAAGGUUUCAUAUCACAGGGUUUUUCAACUUCAAAUCUUGGCGCCGGGGAAAAUGGUCAAGAUAUAUUUGAAGUAUUCACCCCCAAGGAAAUAAAUAAUUGUUAUUAUCAUGGUCACAUUGUUGGAAUGAACAAUAGUCAAGUUGUGGCAAGCACUUGCAAUGGACUAAGAGGCACCAUAUUUUUGCCACACGACGUUUUGCAAUUUUCACCAAUUGAUGAACAUUAUUCAAUGCAUGCACUGUAUCGGCCCCAAGAAACAGAAAAUCAUUCAUGUGGAACAAAACAUUUUAAAGCAUUCCAGCAAGGCAUGACAGUCAAUGAAGAUUUGUCAACACCAAUUCGUUUAAAACGUGCGACUGAUGAAAAAAAAUUCAUAGAAUUGUUAAUCGUUGUUGAUAAUAAAUUGUUUAAGAAAUUUGGAAGUAAUCGGCCAAAGCUCUAUGAACACAUAAAAGAAGUUGUUAACUACCUUGAUGCUCUAUAUAAAAAGUUGGAACUUAGGAUUGUUCUUCUUCAUGUAGAAGUUUGGGAAAAAGAAGACAAAAUAGUCAGUGAUGCUGUACCAGAAAAUGUAUUGUCAGCAUUCCUGAGUUAUAGAAUGGAUCGAAUCCAAACGUUAUCUUCCGAUUCACCAUGGACAUAUACAGAUAAUGCACAAUUGUUUUAUGGUGGAAGUUUUGUGGGUACUACAGUUGGCAUGGCAACAGUAUCCACCAUGUGCUCAUUACGAUCCGGUGGUGUGAAUGAGGACAGAGCAAAUGCCCUCCAAACAUCAUCUACGGUAGCCCACGAGAUGGGUCAUAAUUUAGGAAUGUCUCAUGAUACUGCAGGCUGUAGGUGUAGUGGAAACAAAUGUGUGAUGGCACCAACUUCAGGGUCUGUGACACCUGAUGCAUGGUCAAGUUGUAGUGUUGAUUACUUGCAUAAAGGAUAUACUUAUGGAACAGCAAAUUGCCUUCUUAAUGUACCAGACAGCAGUAGAUUAUUUGGCGGACCCAAAUGUGGGAAUGGAAUUGUGGAAAAAGGAGAAAAAUGUGAUUGUGGAUUACCUGAUGAAUGUCAAAGCAAAUGUUGCAAUGCUACAACUUGUCAGUUACAUCCUGAAGCUCAGUGUGAUGACGGCACGUGUUGUACUUCUGAUUGCAAAUUCAAAUCUUCGUGUAUCGUGUGUAGACCUAACCAAAAUGAUUGUGAUAUUGCAGAGUAUUGUUCUGGAUUUUCAGCACAUUGUCCCAGUAAUAUUCACAAAAUAGAUGGAAUGGAUUGUAAUACUGGUGGAGGAAUAUGCUAUGGUGGUGUAUGUAGGACUCAUGAUAUGCAAUGCCAGGAAAUAUGGGGAGCAGAUUCUAAAAGUGGAGAAGAUGUGUGUUAUCGAGUAGUAAAUAAAAAGGGAGAUAGCAAUGGUAACUGUGGUAAAGAGGGCGGAACAUUCAAGAAAUGCACACCUGAGAAUUCACUUUGUGGGAAAUUGCUGUGCGUCGGAGGAAAGCACUAUCCGCUCAUUGCCAGUGAUAGAAUAUUUUUCAGGAAUACUAUAGGAGAUCUAGUUUGUAAAUCAUUGUCUUCUGUUAAUGAUUCUACUGACGCGGGAGAUGCUGGUGCCGUGUGGGAUGGUACUAAAUGCGGAGAGGGAAAGAUAUGUUUUGAUGGAUCCUGUCGAAAUGUUAGUCGAGUAUUGAAGCCUUGUACAUCAAAUUGCAAUGGACAUGGAUUAUGCAACAAUUUUGGAAAUUGCCAUUGUGAACCGGGAUGGGCUCCUCCGGAUUGUAAGAAAAAAGGCAACGGAGGAAGUGCAGACAGUGGACCAAUAUGUGCUGAUGGAGUCGACAUGCAGGUCGUCUUGAUGUUGGUAUUCUUCCUUGUUAUACUUCCCAUCAUUUUAGCGAUAAUCGCAGUCAUUUGGUGGAGAAAUUGUGGAGGGAAACAAAAAGUUUAUGCUUGGAGAAAGAACAGAGACUACAGGAAAGGAAAACCAUCUCCAAGGACUGUUGACAAUGAAGCAAGAAAGGCAAAUGCUUCUGCCAGCCAUUCAGCACCUCCAAAUACAGGCAUAAAACCUGUCAACAAUUCAAGGCCUAGUUAUCCAAAUGUCACUAUUGAAAAACCACCAACAUCUCCACCUCAUUAUAACCCACCCCGUCCUCCACCACCAGCUAAACCCUCUCCAAGAACACCAGCUCGACCUGCUCCACCACCUGCUCCAGCCAAACCACAGAUGCCACAAAAACCAAUCGUACCUCCAGUUUCAUAUCGUAGAGCACCAGAUGUUACAAACAAACCAUCAGUUCCUGGGAAACCAUCUUCUUCAGUACAAGAUAGAAUUGCACAAUUGCAACGAAAUAAUGCCGUUUGAUUUGACUUCAAUUUCCACUUCAUAAUCAUAUUUAUGGUGGAAUUAACUCUGAUCUGCCUCCAAGCAAGAAACAAAACAUCACAAGAGAGUGAAGAGACCAAUCUAAACUUCUCUUAUGUAGGACUAAUACUUUAUUAGAGUUAGGAUCAAAGACCAAGUACAGAUAUAAGAAUAUGGGACCAUCUUUGAAUCAUGUUGUUAAAGGGAAUCGACCUAUUACGCUUCAAUUUGUUCAAUUGCGUAUUUAAUACACAAAUAUCAUACACAGACAGUAGCAGUUUUGUUUAAGAGGCCAAAAACUCCACAUUGCCCAUUGUUGAGUAUUCAUCAAGUUUGUAUUAUGCUGUAUCUUUAAUGUAAUGACAAUAUUUGGUUGUAUCAGCCAGUCUAGAUGUCUGUUGUGCUUGUAAUUUGGUAGAUUUUCGAAGUUAAGGUAAUUCACAACGGACUAAAUAAAACGCUUCCAACUUCUAUAGAUUUUGAAUGUAUAUGUUGUAUAAUAAUACAAGUUAAAACGAUGAUGCUAUGUAUUUAUAUUUAUGAAAGUCUGUAAUAAGACUUUUCAAAGAGUUCAAAUAUUUGUGUUAAAGUUUUAUGCAGUAUAUUUAUCCUAAAGAAUCUUAAUAUUUAUGAUAACACAAUCAAGGUAGUGCUGGUGUUAAUAUUGGAAAUAAAUUUAACGAGAUGAGAUUUAUACACAGAAACUAUAUCUAGGUAAUAUUUUUGUGCUUCCAAAUGUUUUGUAAAUCAACUUGCUUAUUACAAUAUAUUAUAUAUGGUAGUGAUUUGAUGUAAUAUUUACUGAUUUUAACAUUCGAUUGUCUGUUAAAUUUUUUCUUUUUUUAUACCUCUAUUCCAGAACUGCUAGAAUACAUUAUUAUAAAAUAUUCUAACAUUUUCCCCCACAGCCGUUUUUCAUUUUUAUGUUGCUUCACAACAACUCCUUUUACCUAUUUGUCUCAUAGUUUUGUAUUAUAUUAUUUUAAGUUUGCCAUACUACUUAUAUGUUAUGUGGAACUUAAGUAUGAAUGAAACAGUUGAAAAAAAAUCUACUUGUUUUCAAAAAGUUUUUUUUUUACAAAUAUCUUCCAACCUAUCUUAUUGAACUCAUGUAGCAAUGUAAUAUAAGUUGUAUGGACAUGAUUACCAAAGGAAUUUGGUAUUUCAACAGUACAUAGAUACAUAGCAACCAAUUUAUUUUUUUCAACCUAUGGGCAUCAAAGCAAAGAGUUAGGUGUUCGCUUUUUAUUACUAUUUUCAAAUUUUCUAACAGUGCAAAAAAUAUUUCAUUUCUCUGUUAGUUCCUUUCUGUAUCAAAUUGUUACAGUGUUUUUAUUUUAAUUCAUACCCUACCUAACUUUCAUACUGACUAAGUAACUCUAUGGCUAAGUUUAUCAGUAGUACAAAUUUUAUAUUAGGAUCAACUAUAUCACUGCCAUCUGUGCACUUUUUGUAAAGGAAAUUAUUUACUUUUCAUUACUUUUCAUCUGUAGCAAUAUAAUACUACGAAAUAACGAUAGCAUCGCGUUGAUACAAUAUAGCUUGAAUUAGGUUAUGGUUUGAUACUCAAUUAUUUUUUAAA
Molecule: messenger RNA, 4304 nt
Organism: Styela clava
Lineage: Eukaryota; Metazoa; Chordata; Ascidiacea; Stolidobranchia; Styelidae
Product: disintegrin and metalloproteinase domain-containing protein 12-like
Biological process (GO): proteolysis
Molecular function (GO): metalloendopeptidase activity
Source: RefSeq, a predicted model, not a curated record